GGUGAUUUUUGGUGUAAAUCUAGACUGUAAUUCUGUAAUAUAUCAUUGGACCUCGUAAAACCGACACUAAAACUUCUUGGCAUAUAAAUCACUUCUCAAAUUAUGAGUUCAUUGUAUUACGCGAACGCGUUGUUUUCCAAAUACCAAGUGGCGAGUUCAGUCUUCUCUAGUGGCGUGUUUCCCGAGCAAACUUCUUGCGCCUUUUCGUGCAGUUCGCAACGGGCCAGCGGCUACGGCUCGGCUUCUACCGGUGCACCGGUCUCCUCCACAUCUUCUGCCUCUCUGCCGAGCAUGUACACUAACGGUGCUAGUCUUUCCAGCCAGACUCAAGGCAUGUACCCCACUGCGUAUGAGCUGGGAGCUGUCUCUUUGAACAUGCACAGCUCUCUGUUUGACCAUCCGAAUCUACCCAUGGUGAGCGCUGGCGAUCUCUGUAAAGCGCAAAACAGUGGUAAGGAAGAGCAAAGAGGCCACCAUCAAAACAACGAAAACAACCUCCGAAUCUAUCCGUGGAUGAGGAGCACAGGUGCGGACCGGAAAAGAGGCCGUCAGACAUAUUCCCGCUAUCAAACAUUAGAGCUGGAGAAAGAAUUCCACUUCAACCGUUACCUCUCACGGCGGCGGCGUAUAGAGAUUGCACACGCCCUGUGCUUGACCGAACGCCAGAUUAAAAUCUGGUUUCAAAACAGAAGGAUGAAAUGGAAGAAAGAGAACAAAUCAACUGGCCGCAGCUCUCCUGCUGCUGACCAAAUUGGGGGCGACGAGGAAGAGGAAGAUGAGUAGCGACGCAAGUGGCAUACAAAUAGACUGUGCUGUAUAUUAUCAUUCGACCUGCUUUAAUUCAGGAUUCACUGGGUUGAAACAAAAAUGCUACUUAGAAUACUGUGGGCAAAAUGUCAAUGUCGUUUA
This is a messenger RNA of Rhinichthys klamathensis goyatoka, 909 nucleotides long. It is a transcript of the gene hoxb7a, whose product is annotated as homeobox B7a. Gene Ontology annotation, molecular function: DNA-binding transcription factor activity, RNA polymerase II-specific; RNA polymerase II cis-regulatory region sequence-specific DNA binding. Gene Ontology annotation, biological process: regulation of transcription by RNA polymerase II; anterior/posterior pattern specification. Bases 103 to 783 code for a protein of 226 amino acids. The transcript has 2 exons. NCBI's taxonomy places the organism in Eukaryota, Metazoa, Chordata, Actinopteri, Cypriniformes, Leuciscidae. Gene Ontology annotation, cellular component: nucleus. The record is from RefSeq and is a predicted model, not a curated record.